This is a messenger RNA of Malassezia globosa CBS 7966, 1344 nucleotides long. RefSeq lists its product as uncharacterized. The record is from RefSeq and is a predicted model, not a curated record. Lineage: Eukaryota; Fungi; Basidiomycota; Malasseziomycetes; Malasseziales; Malasseziaceae. Bases 1 to 1344 code for a protein of 447 amino acids. The transcript has a single exon. Gene Ontology annotation, molecular function: lipase activity.
AUGAAUAUUCCUCGUGCCAAUCGUCCACGCCGGUCGUGGUCAUGGACAAAAGCCAUGCUCGUAUCGAUUACGAGGCGCUGUACCGUGUAUAUUUGCAAGACGCAUAUAUUGUUGGCUGGCUCGCCAUCUGAGAAAGAGCCUGUGUGCCGUAAGAGUAAAUUCGUCUGGAUUGAUCCAGCGGAUCUGCUCGAGCCCGCAACACCAGAGACAGCUGGUGAUAUACGUGGUGAACUCAAACGUGCGAUGCAGCUGCAAAGCAUCAAGCCCGCGCGUAUAUCUGGCUUCUUUGUGGCUGCGACGGGGGCUCCUAUUCCAACUGAUGAAAGAGCGUGUGAAGAUGAGCGACUCAUUGUCCACUUGCACGGCGGCGCAUACUGGAUGGGCACUGCGAAUGAAUCGAGUGUAGGUGCUGUGUGCUGCCGCGACCUAUUAGGCCGCAUGCGAAACUCUGACGAUGUUCCUCGUCGAGCCUUUCUUGUUGAAUAUCGUCUGGCACGUCACACUAAUUAUCGUCAUGGGAGCUAUCCAGCAGCUCUGCUCGAUUCCUUUCUUGCAUACCUGUACGUUGUCCGGACAUGUGGAUUCAAGCCGGAAAAUAUCAUCUUGUCAGGUGACAGCUCGGGCGGAAAUUUAGCUCUUGCUCUGUGCCGAUACCUUCGAGACGAAGGCAUCGAAUCUGUGCCAGGCUCGCUCAUACUCUUGUCACCUUGGUGCGACAUAUCUCGCUCUCACAGUGGGCCCCUUCCAGCACCGAAUCCAUUUUCGACGACGGUCCUGAAUGGGCAUAGUGACAUCAUCACGCCUUCCUUGCUGUACCGAAAUUCAGCCGUGUGUGCUCUGCUCGGUUGCAUGCCAGCAAGUGAGGCGUAUACCAACCCGUACAUUUCGCCUGUGUCUCUUCAACUUGAUCCCCAAGCUGAUGUGCGUCCGCCGCACUGGGGAUUCGCGGGUUUUCCCAAGCAUGUAUUCAUCAAUACAGGGAAUGCGGAGCUAAAUUAUGAGCAGCACAUUACUCUGGCACACCGCAUGGCGGAAGGGACGCUAGCUGGUGUACCCAAGUACUCUGGCGACUGUGCAUAUUCUGCUGACGAGGCACACAUGUGGGCUUGGCGAGAGCAAUUCCCGCGCACGGAGAAAUGGGUCUCUGAGCAUGACUCGGCUAUGAAUGACCCACCGCCUCACGUGGAGCCGUUUGAAGAGCGCUACGUGGUGCUUGACGAGGUUCGUGAUGGCGUCCACGUUUACCCUAUGUUUACGUGGUUUGAGCCUGAGCGCAGUCAAACACUUGAUCGAAUUGCCGCAUGGAUUGAACGUGAGCCUGAACUGCGGAUUUUGUCGCCGUAA